Molecule: messenger RNA, 1819 nt
Organism: Cryptococcus amylolentus CBS 6039
Lineage: Eukaryota; Fungi; Basidiomycota; Tremellomycetes; Tremellales; Cryptococcaceae
Exons: 5
Coding region: 1-1596 (531 amino acids)
Source: RefSeq, a predicted model, not a curated record
AUGUACAGCCGCGAACGCUCAAGAGCAUACUCUGAACACCUCACGCCCCGGGGAGGCAAGGGAGGAGGCAGCAGGAGGCAGAGGGAGCGAGAAUGGGAUGGAGACGCUGCGUAUUACCCCGACGACGAUAGGAGGAGUCGCAGGCGUGGUGACCGAGAUAGGGGGAGGGAGAGAGAUUGGCAGAGGGAUGCGUGGGGUCAGGAGCGGGAGAGGGAGGGAGGGAGGGGCGGGGCGGGGUUUGACCCGGAUGGACCGAUGAGUGGUGUGAAUGCUAUACGGCCUCGGGGGAGUACUGGUGGUAAAGGCAACUUGUCUGUGGGGCCGUUGUUGAGAGGGGUGGGGCUGUACUUGACGACGGAUCUUAUGGAAUUGAGGGAGAAUCGCGCAGUGUUGCUCGGUACCGUCAAAUCAAUGGCAGGGACAGCCAUCGCCGACGCUCUCCAUACCCGUGUACAAGUGGUAGUCGUCAACAUCGACCCCGACUGGCCUACCAACCUCUGCCUCCUCGUCCAAGCUGACGAUACCGACACCUUUGACGUUUGCAAAGAGUACAACAAUUGGACGACGUCGAAUGCGAUAAGGCAUUUGGCGCAGGUGGUUGGGGAUUUGAGAGAGGGCGAGGUGAAAUGGCGGAAGAGGGUGGUGAGGAAAGAGUGGUUGACUGCUUGUCGGGAUAGUGGGAUGUAUCUUGGGGAGAAGGAAGGGUUUGGGGGUUGGGAAGUCAAAGCAACAUGGGAUCCUCAUCUCGCUAGCCGACCGAAUGAGCCGUAUGCGGGCGCAGAAGGCGAACACCAGAACGACGAGUAUCACCCGAGCGAAAGGCAAAACGGGCAAGGUGUCGAUGAGUCCUUUGACAGGAGUGAGAGAAAUGAGGAGGAAGGGAUCCGGGUGAAGGAAGAACCAGAUUUGCAUGCCGAAAAUAACGGCAACGCAUCUCCUUCUAGGCUUGCUCUCGACACUCCCGACCACCACCUGCCCAGUAUGACCCAACCCCGACCACCGCUCGAUCCAUCUCCAACCAAACCAUUCGAUCUUCGACUCAGAAUCAACGGCACAGAACCAUCCCCAUCUCAAGACUCUGCAUAUCUUCCCCGAGCUACAUUGCCGCCCGCCGGUUCACCCAUCAAUAUACGUCGUCCAGCACCUCCAUUGAGUGAGGCUUUGUCUGGGGUCAUGGCAGCGCCGUUGCCUGUGCUGAAUGGUGCUCUCGGUAAUGGGCAUGGGCCGCCUUCGAGGGCUGGGACGGCUACGGGGAGUGCUGUGGGUAGUGUGGGUAGUGGGACAGUCGGUACGAGAAGGGAGGGCUUGUUUGUCAUCGGAGGGAUGGUGCCGUUGACGUUCUUCAUGGUUGAACCCUCCAGAGCUGUCGAGAUCAUGAUCAAAACUCUCGGUGCCGGUAUAAUAACCCUCCCCCACGUCGCCCAAAUCCACCUCUUCCCCAUCCCUCGUCUUACCGCCCCUCAAAUCCCGGAACAUGUCUCGGCAUUGGAAGCAUUGAGAGGCGAAGAGGGGAAAGUGGCGAUUAGUCAGGAGUGGGUGUUGGAUUGUUGCGAGAGGAUGGAAGUGUUGCCGAUGGAAGCAUAUCUUGUGGGGUAGGUGUGGGAUAUGUGUUUUUGGUGGUGGGGAGGAGGAGCUUGAGAUUUUGCAACAGAAGCGGGCGGUGAAAUAUACGGCAUGACUUUUUCUUGAUGUAUCAAACGAAUGACUCGAUUAUGGAACGACGGUAUGAGGGGGUACGUUCUGAUCGUAGGCCGCAAACAAGCGAGUGUUGAUAGUGGGGUCUCAGGUGACCCAUACACCAUUGUCUUCAGUGUUCUCG